CUGCAAAGAUACCCGGAUGAACUCGCGAUACACCGUGGAAACAUGUCGAAAAGGAGAGUACCUAGUGGGGGAACCGCGGACACGAAACCAGCUACAAAGCACCAAAGUCGCGGUGUUCAUUGCUAGUUUUAAGUAAACGUAGGAGGCUAUUUUAGUAAGUCCUUGAAGAGGAGCCGUCUGGUCUGCAUGGGUGGCUAAAACCGCCCUAAUCCGAACAAUAGACCGAGCGGGACGAAUCGAGAAAAGCGACGGCGUGAGAGGGCUUAAACCGGGACAGGGGUGCUGUGUCGGCUUCUCGCUGGGUUGGGGGAUGUUAUCCGUACUGUCUUAUGGCAGACUGGUAGCCCGGGCUGUCCUCGGUGGACUCUCGCAGACGGACGGGCACGACUACAGCCUCGUUACCGCCAGCUAUGGCUUCGGCAAGGACUUUCGGAAGGGGAUUCUUAAGAAAGGGAUGUGCUAUGGGGACGACGCCUGCUUCAUCGCAAGGAACAAGAGCGCAGACGUUUUGGGCGUAGCGGAUGGCGUGGGUGGCUGGCGGGACUACGGCGUAGACCCAUCUCAGUUUUCCGCCACGCUGAUGAGAACGUGCGAGCGUCUGGUAAAGGAGGGCCGCUUCACUCCCAGCAAUCCAGUGGGCAUCCUGACGUCUGGCUACUAUGAGCUCCUGCAGAACAAGGUUCCGCUUUUAGGGAGCAGCACCGCCUGCAUCGUGGUGCUGGAUCGACGGAGUCACCAGCUCCACACGUGUAACCUCGGCGACUCUGGCUUCCUGGUGGUGCGCGGAGGCGAGGUGGUGCACCGUUCAGAUGAGCAGCAGCACUACUUCAACACGCCUUUCCAGCUUUCUAUCGCCCCGCCGGGGGCCGAAGGCGUCGUGCUCAGUGACAGUCCAGAAGCCGCUGACAGCUCCUCCUUUGACGUGCAGCUCGGCGACAUCAUCCUCACCGCCACGGACGGCCUCUUUGACAACAUGCCCGACUACAUGAUUCUUCAGGAGCUCAAGAAGCUCAAGACCACAAACUAUGACAGCGUUCUGCAGACUGCGCAGAGUAUCGCAAAGCAAGCUCACGACCUGGCCUACGAUCCCAACUACAUGUCGCCGUUUGCACAGUUUGCGUGUGACAAUGGGCUGAAUGUAAGAGGAGGAAAGCCGGAUGACAUCACGGUGCUGCUGUCCAUCGUGGCCGAAUAUACAGACUAGGGAGUGUGCGUGCUCGAAUGUGUAUUUGUGUGCGGUGGGAGCGCGUGGCGCUCGUGUGCGGGGCUCGCUAACCCCCUCCCCCUCCCGUCCGCACGAAUCUUCCUCCGUCCUGCGGGCCCGCCCGUCACGACGCCCGCUCGUCCACCCGUGUCCAUUUUGUUUUUGUUUCUUCCUCUGUUUGGUUCGAGUGUCAAAGGGGGAAGCGGGCAGCUAGCAUAGUUCCAUGUUGAUCAUGACGCAGGAGUAGCGCAACGCGGCACAUAACGGCGUCUCAAUUGCACAUCUGUGAGUAAGAAGCGACAUAGGACGAGGAGUAAGACAGGCUUUGCCGGUUUUUGAGAAAAUAAUCUACAGUUGGGGCUCGAAUGUGUUUUUGUUGCUCCAUUUGAGUCCGAUGACAGAGGAGUAUGCUUUGGGAAAGUGAAUGACGGAUGAGAUAAGUAGUCCUUAAAAUCGCUCAGAGGGCACGAAACAGAGCCCACAAGACUCAGUUGAGCCAACAUACAAAUGUCAUUGAGGUUUGGGGCCGAGGGAAGGAUGUGCCUCUUUCCGGUUGUAAAUUGUUCUUUUUUGGGACUGUCUCCGCUACUUUUGGAUUUAUUUUUGUUCGAUUUACUGUUGUGAGCAAUGCGUUCACAGGCGUUUGAUUAAUCCCCACACUUCCACUUGCUGAGACGAACAUUUGCCGAGAUAGGAAAGGGAGUAAGUGUGCGUGUGUCUUGAGUACGAAUGUCUGUCAUGUUUUGAUGUUACGAGAAAUGCUUUUAGCAUUUGUUAAUGCUCGCGGUUGCAAACGUUGGUCAUGUGUGAGGAUGAAAAGAUGUAUAUAUAUUUUUAAAAUUGUGAUAUUUGAAAGCGUCUGCCCUGAUGAAAUGCUGUAUUUCCUCCGAUUGUGGUUCACUUGAUGAACUCUUGGGGUGAGACCUUCAUUUGUACACAUGCGUAUGUAAUAAAAACCGUCCCAAAAUUUAGCAAUUCAUCCUUUUUGUAGGACAGUAAUUGUUCUGACAUCGCCACCUUAUGGGACUACAUUUUACUGAUGUUAUUUAAGGCGAGGUGUUUAUUUUUUCAAGUGCAUGAGGGAACUAUUUGAGGAAAUACGGUAUGUGUAUGGUUGAUGACAAAGUUGUAGUUUUUUUUUUUACUUUGUAUUGUGUCCUGUUAGCGUUUAUUGUGCAUUUUGCUGCUUUUUGUGUGUGUGUGUGUGUGUGUGUGUAGAGCUGAAUUACAUGAAACAUGUUCACCGUGAUUGUAAAGAGUGCUUGUGUGCGUGCAGCGUUUAAUCCCCUUACGUCAAUAAUCCCAAGACGCGUGUCCUCCCGUUGCGCUCGUGGCAAGAUGCCCUUCAGCAAACACUACUCUGGACAAAAUGUCUUGACAUUUUCAAAGUGGGCGCACCAAAGACAUUUGACUUUUCUGUAUUCAUCCGUACGCCUUGUCGUUGUAAACAUUAUGCAGCAAUACUGUACACUAUUUGUGCUCGGAAUAUCGUGUGAUGGCAAGAUGGGUCUCUGAAGAGAGUUUUUGUCUUUUUUUUUUUUUUUUUUGUCUCAAGUCUCAAUGUUGAUGAAUUUGUCUUAUGUGUGAUUGUCUGUAGCACCCGUGCAUGACAGGUUUCGCAAGCCAAAGAUGGAAAGCCAUAUAUAGAAUGCAUAUUAGGGAACCCUGCUCUGUACUGUAGGCUCUUCUGUAAGCAAUGUGUUGGUAGAGACCAAUAGGCCAAUAAUGUCACCGCUUUAUGUAUGUAUUAUAAAUGUUGUAGGAGCUGUACUGUUGGGGGCGGAGGUGGAAGGGUUCAUGGGAAAAGUCUUCACAUAGUAGUUGAUUACGCUGCGGAACAAUUUGA
Molecule: messenger RNA, 3050 nt
Organism: Hippocampus comes (tiger tail seahorse)
Lineage: Eukaryota; Metazoa; Chordata; Actinopteri; Syngnathiformes; Syngnathidae
Product: protein phosphatase PTC7 homolog
Exons: 7
Coding region: 311-1204 (297 amino acids)
Biological process (GO): protein dephosphorylation
Cellular component (GO): mitochondrion
Molecular function (GO): protein serine/threonine phosphatase activity
Source: RefSeq, a predicted model, not a curated record